AUGCACCGCACGCGGAGUUUAGACUACGGAGUUGUCCUGGAGGGCGAAAUCAUCAUGGAGCUGGACUCGGGGGAGAAAGUGACGAUGAAGAAGGGCGACAUAGCCGUGCAGCGGGGGACGAUGCACGGAUGGCGCAACCCAAGCAAGGAGAACUGGACGCGAAUGCUGUUCGUGCUGCAAGACUGCAAACCCAUCACUGCAGAGGGAGGCAAGCAGCUGGGUGAAGAUCUGGGACAUUCGUCGGAUUUGCCUCCCUCCGACGGAGCUAAUCAAUAG
This is a messenger RNA of Aspergillus niger, 276 nucleotides long. RefSeq lists its product as uncharacterized. NCBI's taxonomy places the organism in Eukaryota, Fungi, Ascomycota, Eurotiomycetes, Eurotiales, Aspergillaceae. The transcript has a single exon. The record is from RefSeq and is a predicted model, not a curated record. The coding region runs from base 1 to 276 and encodes 91 amino acids.